Zonotrichia leucophrys gambelii is the source of this 923-nucleotide messenger RNA. RefSeq lists its product as uncharacterized. The record is from RefSeq and is a predicted model, not a curated record. Bases 36 to 923 code for a protein of 295 amino acids. The transcript has 7 exons. NCBI's taxonomy places the organism in Eukaryota, Metazoa, Chordata, Aves, Passeriformes, Passerellidae.
UGGCUCCAGCUGCCUCAGAGCCCCCUGGUCACACGAUGACAGCUCCAGUGAUGCCCUCAGGCAUGGGGACAGGGAGGGUUCCUGCUCACCCCCAUUCUGAGGAGCCCAUCCUGAACUUCACCUUGAGGCUCCUGGAUGAGGACUCCAGUGCCACUCCAGAGAAGCUGCCAGUGCUCAGCCCUGGCUCUGUGAUCCACCUGGAAGCCAGUGUCCACUUCAGUCCCAGCAUCUCCAUGAAGAUCCAGGCGGAUCAGUGCUACUGGACCACCACGGAGCAGCCAGGACACUCCAGGAGGGUCUUCAUGGUGGUGAACAGCUGUGGGUGCCUGCACGGGGAGAAGCUGGGGAAGGUGUCUGUCCAGCAGCAGAGAGGGGGUUCUGUCCUCCAGCUCUCCAUCCUGGCCCCCACGCUGGAGGGGGAGCCCAAGGAGGAGCAGGUCUACGUGCACUGCCUGCUGAUGGCAUGGGGACAAGGACGUGCCACCAGGUCCUGCUUCUACAGCCACACCAUGGCCAGCUGGCACAACGCAGAGGACCCUGUCCAGAGUACCCCAUGCCACUGCUGUGACACCGGCUGUGCCGCUGCUGACACCCUCCAUGGAGACAUGCCAGCAUUCCCAGGAGAGGGGACACUCCACCGGGAGACUGUUGGACCAGUGCUGGUGCAGAAGGAGAAGCUGCCAUGGCACAAAGCCCCGUGCCGGAUGGUGAAGAGGCUCCUGCUGGCCCUGGUGGGCAGUGCUGUGCUGGGGGGGCUGCUGGGGCUGGCCCUGACCACCAGGCACCUGGGCAGGGCCCAGAGGGGACAGCAGCCACCGAGGCACAGGUGUCCCUUCCAGGCUGAGCUGCAGAGCGUGGUGGGGGCCCUGCUCCUCAGGGAGACACAGAAACAGAUGGGGCCAGAGCCUCCUUCUCACCAAUAA